Messenger RNA from Emiliania huxleyi CCMP1516, 2046 nucleotides. RefSeq lists its product as hypothetical. Gene Ontology annotation, molecular function: hydrolase activity, hydrolyzing O-glycosyl compounds. The record is from RefSeq and is a predicted model, not a curated record. The transcript is spliced from 4 exons. NCBI's taxonomy places the organism in Eukaryota, Haptophyta, Isochrysidales, Noelaerhabdaceae. The coding region runs from base 81 to 1814 and encodes 577 amino acids. Gene Ontology annotation, biological process: carbohydrate metabolic process.
UCUGGGGUCAGCCUGCUGCUCGGUAGUAAGGCCUUUACUGCUGCUCGGCAGUAAAGGCCUUGGGCCGGGAAUGCACAGGAAUGCACAAGCGCCUUCUCAAUCUGCUGGCCUUCCUCCGCCCCGACCCGGCAAGCGCAAUCUGCGCUCCGCGCUGCACCGAGUCAGUGCUCUCGGCGUCUGCGGACGGCUUUUCAUGCGGCGAUCGGAUACGGUGGGUGAUCGCGAACCUGGGCUUGCCUGAGGCCGAAGCUUGCGACCAGGUCGGUUUGGAGUUCCUCGCAGUUUGCGGGCCGUGCCGCCCGUCUGCUCCUGCACCGUCCGCUAUUGUGCCCACCGGCACCUUUGUUGCGCCGCGCGGAGGGCGCAGCGCUGGCUACUGCCGCUCCGCCGGCCGCUCAAAGUACGAGACUGCCGCCUGGCUCGGCACGCGCAAGGGGUGCGAGGCGGAGUGCUUUGCUCGGUCGGCCUGCCUCGCGUACGAGUGGGGCUCUGCGGGAGGGUACACGCGCUGCGAGCUCCACUCUGAGCCCGUCACACACGUCGCGCCAGCCCCUGGAGGGGGCGUCCACUGCCUCGCGAGAACCACCGCCACCGCGCCUGCCACACCUCCCUCUCCCGCCGCCACCGCCACCGCCGUCGCCACCGCCGCCGCCGCCGCCGCCGCCGCCGCCUCCACCACCACUACCGCCGCCUCCACCGCCGUCUCCGCCGCCACGACUGCCUCCGCUGCCACGGGGCGAGACGUGGACCCGUGCGGCCCGCGCCUGAAGAAGAGGUGCUACCUCUCGGCCAGGGAUGACUUUGACGGCUCGAGCGUCGACGGCGCCUUGUGGAAUGUGGAGGUUCGCAACGACGGCAUCCGCAGCGGUGGUGACGAGGCUCAAUAUUACGUGCCGGAGGGGGUCAGCGUCCGCAACGGUGCGCUCACGCUGCAGCUGUUCUACGACCCCAAAGCAAACAACGGCGGCGGUGGCACAGCACAGGGCCAGAAGUGCAAUAUGGAUCCAUUGUCCUUCUACCCGCCCCAGGCACACUUGUCGGUCGGCUUUGACUCUGUGUGCGACCAAUCCGAUCGGCGCCCUCCCACUGGCUUCUUUUCGGGUCGCAUAAACACGAUGGGCAAGGCGGCCCUGAAGCACGGCGUGCUCGAGGCGCGCGUGCGGCUCGCCUCUCAUAACGAGUACUCGUGGUCCGCCUUCUGGCUACUCGGCGCCGACUUCCGCUCCGUCGGGUGGCCGUUUUGCGGCGAGGUGGAGAUCACGGAGAUGUGGGUGACCAAGGUGUCUUGGGACAACGCCGUGGGCAAAGCGAUGGCGCCCCGAACCUCGCCCUUCCCUGUGGCAGUGCCUUGCCUCACUGCGCACACCUCCAACGCUCCGCCGCCGGUCGGCGGAUGGGACGGCAGGGACAAGCUGCGGUGGGUGGCCUUCAACGAGGGAGGCUACGACCAACUCGUCAGGGAUGGGAAGGUUGACCCGGCGGGUUACAACGUCUACCGCUUCGAGAAGGAGCCUGACUCGCUCCGGUGGUUUGUCAACGACGAGCCCGUCGCGGAGGCGCGGCGCCGCAAAGGCGACGGGGGGCUGGAGCUGCGCGUGCGCAACGACAGCCCCGACGGCUGGGGCCGCUGGUUCGGGCGCGGCCUCUGGAAGCCGUUCGAGCAGCCAAUGUUCGUCAUCUUUAACCUCGCCUUCGCCUCCAAGACUUCGCACCCGCAGCAGCGGCUCGACCAGUACCGCUCCCACCUCCGGGAUGGCAUCGCCCAGCUCGACUCUGCGAGCAUCGACUGGAUGCGGAUGUGGGAGGUCGAGUAAGAUGCCUUACAUAGCGUUAACUUGGAUGCACCCCCCCCCCCCCCGUGCGUGAUUUGCGUGUGCGUUGCAUGAGGGGUCUGUGGCAGCAUGCAGGGCCGCUCUCCCCCUCGGCCCGAGAGCUUCGACCGUGUGGGAGGCGGUGGCGCCGAGAUGCGACGACGGCGCGCGCGCCUCUGCCGUGCAUCCAUAAUGUUCUGUUGCGUCGGUGCAUGUACAGCUGUUCAGGAGCAUG